AUGCAUCGAACAAUCGGAAGUCAAAGUCUUUACGCAAAUGCCCUCCAAGCUGCCGCUCUAGGGGGGCACAUGGACGUGGUAACAAAGCUCUUCGAGAAAGGCGCAGAUGUCAAUUUUCGAGGAGGGGAGUAUGGAAACUUACUCCAAGCUGCUGCUGUGGGAGGAAAUAUAGACGUCGUGGUAUGGGUCAUUGGGAGAGGGGCAGACGUCAAUGCUCAAGGGGGACCUCACGAAACUGCGCUCCAUGCUGCAUCAAGGAUUGGUUCGAGUGAGGUUGUGACGAGACUUCUCGCUGAAGGGGCUCGUGCAGACAGACAAGACGUCAACGGCUUUUAUCCCCUUCAAAUUGCUCUUCAAGAACGCCACCCCGACAUCGCAAAUCUCCUUCUCCCAAAAAGUACAGCCUUUCUGGCCUCGAUUAAAGCAUCUGACUGGAGACACUAUUAUGGUGACGGCAACGAUCACGUGGAGCUGUACUUCGACCCAAUUCCGGCGGUCAAGAAGAUAUCGGAAAAGGACCUUCGCAACAGAAGUUAUCCUUUCGACGCCUCGGCAAGAUUGACAGACUGCAUGGUCGGAGGUUGCCAAGAUUUCAUGGCAGACGAUAUCGAGUCUAGUCGAAUCUUGUGCGUUUCCUUGCUACACUGA
Messenger RNA from Colletotrichum gloeosporioides, 648 nucleotides. RefSeq lists its product as uncharacterized. Bases 1 to 648 code for a protein of 215 amino acids. Gene Ontology annotation, molecular function: protein binding. The transcript has a single exon. NCBI's taxonomy places the organism in Eukaryota, Fungi, Ascomycota, Sordariomycetes, Glomerellales, Glomerellaceae. The record is from RefSeq and is a predicted model, not a curated record.